AUGCCCUCACUCGGUGGGCAGGCUCAGCAGCAACAGCAGCAGCAUGCGCUGGCCCCAGCUCAUGGAGCAGAGCAAGGCGGUGCCGUCUCUGAGAGCAAUCGCGCAUUGCCCGACAGGGCUGUCACCGCGGCAACUCUCGAGGAUGCAUAUGUGAAGUUUAUCUUCUAUUGCAACCCAGCGGUGCCUGCCGACCAGGAUACACAGGCCCUGCGAGAUGCUUUCAGUAACCCACCAAAGAGCGCUGGAAAGAGUUUCGAAACCUUCACUGUGUACCAAUUAGUCCUGCAGUUUUUACGGAAAGAGAUAAAGACGUGGACGGAGCUGACUAUCAAACUGGGGGUGGAGCCUCCGGACCCGAAGAAGGACGAAAGUGCUCAAAAGGUCACCCAAUAUGGGGUCCGCUUAAAGAAAUGGAUGAAUUCACUGCACAUCAAGGCCUUUUUCGACUAUCUUCGAGGUGUAGAAAAUGAAUACUGGACUGAAAUUCCCGGAGAUCCCGACCCAACUUCGCAGCAGGUGCGGGAUGGCGUGGCCUUGGAGGACGACAUGGCCCUGCGGGCACUUUUGCCACAAAUCCGCCCCCGACGAGGCCGUAAAAGACCGGACGAGUCUGACGGCCCAGGAUCUGCGGCUCAGAAAAUGAGACUUUCGCCCUCGUUCCUGGGCGAGAAUCUAGGCGAUCCCCAGCUCUCGGGAUACGUUGACGGAGCCAGGUCCGCACAUCCUGUGCUGGGUAAAAAUGAUGGCUCGCAGACGCCAUUCAGCCAGUGGCCCACCUCAGCCGUGACCCCAACAGUGAGAGGUUCGUUCUGGGAUGAUGCCCUUGAGCCACAGUCCGCGACUACGCCAUCCCAGCUGAAGCCGGGGCGUCAGCGCCGCGGUGCGAAAAAUGUAUCGUCAGCCUGGAAGGCAGGCGGUGCUGAGGGUGGGGGCAAGACUAGAGGUCGUCCGCCCAUAAAUCGGACGCCUAUUGAAGGUCCUGGAUUCCACUUUCAGCCAUGGCUACCUGCAAAGCCGGGUUCGAAUCUGGCAGCGAGCCCUAUCACCGAGUCCAACCAGGAGUCUUCCCCGUCACAAGCGCCUGCUGUGGCGGUCGUGACGCCAAGUCCAACCCCACAGCCGCCGAGCCACCAGUUCUUAACGACUGCGGACACUUCCCCGGCGAGGCCCCCAGUGCGGCCCCCGGUCAGAUCGUCUUCUCAGCAUUCAAGGCCUGCACGGCCGGUCAUAUCACUGAAAGUACCAGAGAGAUCGGGUGGACCCAUACGGCUUGCGACGCCGCCCCCACCUGUAGUGGUGGUGAACGGGGAGGUGGCAGGAGACCCGACUACUGAAAGCAACAAGACGAUCGAAAGCCAAGCUCCUCGUUUCAUAGAAACCACCAUGAAGACGACUGAGAAAUCCGAUACAGAAAGCCAGGGGGCUCGCCCAGUCGAAAAACCAGUUGGAGACUACUAUUUUGAGAGAAUGGAGGACAGAACCAAUGUGGACUCUUUAAUGGAGUACUUCUUGCAAGCAGCACAAGAAGGAAUCUGGUUGGAUCAGCACGGCAACCCUGACGAUGUGGCCUCUGUUGGGGAAGCAUCGGCUAUAAUCAAUUCGAUAAUGCAGGACAUGAUCAAUGCGGCUACCGACACCGCUUCAUUCCUCCUCAACCUCUCAGUUCUGGCUGGCGCACGGGCUCUCAAGGCGAAACCGGUAAAAUGCACUCGUCUGGCGGACGGCAAGGAUUGUUACAACUACAAGUUCGAAUGGGAGUACCGGUUCGGGCAUCUUGUAGGACAAGUCGCGAUGGAGCACAACGUUUCCAAGAGUAUGUGGAGGAGGCCCGGGUCGAGCAGUCCAGAAGAUGGUGCGGUAGGGAUGAAUGGACUCUCGGCCGAGGAGUGGCAGCGCAAAUACGAAGUGCUUCUUCAGAGGAUGAAGCAGAAGGACGAGGAGUUGUCGGACUUGCAGGCCAAGGCGACGGCAACCCCGGAAAAAGAGUGA
Messenger RNA from Clonostachys rhizophaga, 1989 nucleotides. The record is from the annotation of a GenBank genome assembly. Lineage: Eukaryota; Fungi; Ascomycota; Sordariomycetes; Hypocreales; Bionectriaceae.